Mycetomoellerius zeteki is the source of this 2107-nucleotide messenger RNA. RefSeq names its product Carbonic anhydrase-related protein B (gene CARPB). Gene Ontology annotation, molecular function: zinc ion binding; carbonate dehydratase activity. Gene Ontology annotation, biological process: one-carbon metabolic process. NCBI's taxonomy places the organism in Eukaryota, Metazoa, Arthropoda, Insecta, Hymenoptera, Formicidae. The record is from RefSeq and is a predicted model, not a curated record. The transcript has 10 exons. Bases 619 to 1572 code for a protein of 317 amino acids.
CAGUCGUUCCUCCUUCGUCGUUCCUUCGCCGCCGUGCGCUUUUAACGAAAUUAUUCCGUGAUCGAGGGGAAAAAAAGGAAAUCGGUAGAACAGGUGAAAGAGGAGGAAUACGAGAUAGCGGAGAGAAAAUCGGGAGAAUAAAAGACAGGGAGUAUCCGUGGAAAGCUCUCGGGCGCCGGGCCGCGAAUCUGCCGCGACGCGCACGGCGGCAUCGUCCUCCGGCGGCAUCGUCCUCGAAGGGGACACCGGCCUGCGUGGCGCGCGUCGUCGUGGCCGCGGUCGACGGCGAAAUCGGUGGAAGAAGUGGUGCGCCGGCGGAGAAGGAGGAGGAGGAGGAAAAGAAAGACGUCGUCCUUUUCGUCGUCCACGAUCGUCAAGUUUCUCUCCCUCGAAAGUUACCGGGGCUCAUCGGAGUCUCUCGUGGAUGGUUCAGGCUGUUGAAGUUACCCGAGAGGGCAAAAGUCGCGACCUCCGCGGGCCUCGGAGGGGCACGUGAGAGGGUGCGCGACACGCGAGCACUUUCGUGCCCAGCCCGUGAAUCAACUGGUUCUCCUUCUCUCUGUGUCGCAGAAACGAGCCGAAUGAUGUUCAAUUGACGAAGACCGCACAGCGCUAGGAAUGGCCCCCUUCAGUUCCGUCUUCCUGGGUGUCUGGGGAGUGUUUGUUGUCAUUUUGAUAAAAGAGUCGACACCCGUUAGCUGGGAAGAAUGGUGGACAUACGACGGUAUUUCUGGUCCUGCCUUCUGGGGUCUUAUCAAUCCGGAAUGGUGGCUGUGUAACAAAGGUCGAAGACAAUCACCAGUCAAUCUCGAUCCUAAUCAACUGCUUUUCGACCCGAAUUUACAACCGCUUCAUUUGGAUAAGCACAGAAUCAACGGUAUAUUGGCGAACACCGGCCAUAGUGUUGUGUUCGCCGUGGAGAACGACACCCGCCAUCCCGUCAACAUCUCCGGUGGUCCGCUCAGUUAUCGUUAUCAAUUUCACGAGAUUCAUUUGCACUUCGGCGCGGACGAUCGCAUCGGCAGCGAGCACACCGUCGAUGGACAUGCAUUUCCUGCCGAGCUUCAGAUAUUCGGCUUCAACUCGCAGCUCUAUAACAACUUCUCGGACGCCCUACACAGGGCGCAGGGGAUCGUGGCGGUAUCGCUUCUUUUACAGGUAGGCGACCUCUCGAACCCAGAGCUGAGAACGUUCACGCAGCAGCUGGAUAAAAUCAAAUACGGAGGGCAGGCCAUGGAAAUUAAACGUUUCGGGGUGCGCGAACUUCUGCCGGACACGAAGCAUUACAUGACGUACGACGGCUCCACCACGAUGCCGGCGUGUCACGAGACCACCACAUGGAUCAUCCUCAACAAGCCUAUAUACAUCACCAAGCAGCAGCUACACGCUCUGAGGCAGUUAAUGCAAGGAGACGAAAAACAGCCAAACGCACCGCUUGCGAAUAACUUUAGACCACCGCAACCCCUUCAUCAUCGUCCCGUUCGGACAAACAUUGAUUUCAAUGUUCAGGGUCCGAAGAAUUGUCCGACGAUGAACAAGGAUAUAUAUUACAAAGCCAAUAGCUGGAAAUAAUACCCAGCACUGCCGUGAGGUCAACAUUCGCAGUAACUACGCUUCUCCCCGGAACGAGCUGGAACUUCGCUGUAAGGAAAAAAAUUGACAUAUCAAUUACAGGCGGGUGACGCCGGGUCACAAAAAAAAUUACGGCAGAUAGAACGCGCGAAGAAGACGACCGUCGACGCCCACGUUGAGGUCGAGAUAAAAAAAAUGCUUCGUUGUACUUAUUAGACGUGAAUUGCCAAGUAUGUUUCCAGUUAAAUCAGAAGAAGAAAAACCAAAUAUACCUAUAGAUCACAAGUUAGACGAGAUAAGCUAAUCGUAAGAUCUAUUAUUAUAUAUAUAUCGGUAAACUAUCGAAAAAAGCUAUGACUAUCGUGGCCUGCGCGAGGGGUUGAGAGAUGCAAUUAUAUGUAUAAAAAUUCACGCGCAACGGAGAGCGCUAUCGCGAGCAAAAGUUUAUACUAUAUUCUUGUAAUAAAAGCUUGAAAAAACGCAUAAAAUGAGACAUUUCCCGUUUUGCUCGAUUUUUCCUCUACCCAUCAAUUAG